Molecule: messenger RNA, 276 nt
Organism: Sphenostylis stenocarpa
Lineage: Eukaryota; Viridiplantae; Streptophyta; Magnoliopsida; Fabales; Fabaceae
Source: the annotation of a GenBank genome assembly
AUGCAGACCUCUAGGGUUUCUGUUGGGCCUGCCUUUUGCCUUCUUGUCUCUUCUCAUCUCCCUUGUGGGUGUGGUUGUGUGGAUAGUUGGGUUGCUUUUGACAUGCAUAUGUCCUUGUUGCCUUUGCGUGACAAUCAUAGUGGAGUUUGCUCUGGCUCUCAUCAAGGCUCCAAUAGUGGUUAUGGAGUGGUUCAUCUCAAAGAUUCCAUGUUGAAGAUAUUUGUAUUUUUAGGUGAUUAUUUGGUAGAUUGUCUUUUAAAGGUGAUUGUUUGGUAG